UGUACCUCUUUUAGGUAGUUGUCUUGCUGAAUGGAAGUAAGAUGGUGGGAUGGAGAUUUGGAUUUUGGACAUGAAGCUGGUGCUUAAGGUCAUGUAUACAUUUGCAAUAGGAUUUCAGCAAACAUAAUUGCAGUGGCUUAAAUUCGACAUCGGUGACUUCUCUUCAAAGCUUCAUAAGGAAACAAUCAUGAAGAUACUUGGUGUUACAAUUGCAUCCCAGGUUUUAGAUCAUGGCCAGCUGGCAGUUCCCUGGAUAUUUUCACCCCCCAUUCGCUUCAAUGCAUCAUCCGCCAGCUCUACGAGGAUGUGAUAUCCACUGCACUACUGCAGCAUUCAAAAUCAUUCCUUUUCUCAAGAAUCUGCCACUGAGAAAGGCAUUGGGGAACACGAACAAGAGAUUGCAGACUAUUUAUGCAGAGGAAGCACGUGAGGAGCUAACUAGUGCAAGGAUGUUGCACAUUAAUCCAUCAAAGGAAACAAAGGCCAUCUGAUCUGAUGCAUGAGGCAACUGUUUCCCAACCUGCCAUGGAGAAGGUGUACCUGGCAGUGGGGAAUGACGAGAAGCAGUGCAGGUUUUUCCUGCUAUGGGCUAAAGACUUCAUCCCACAACAGAAACCAUUAGUCGUUCUCCACAUCUACAGGCCAGCCACAACGAUCCCGCAUGUGGGACUGGGAGGUCCAAUGGUUGCAAGUAUGUUAAGAGAAGAUCUUGUUCACGAGUAUCGGAAAAAUGAGAGGAACAAGAUUAAGAACUCCUUAAAGAAGUGCUUGCAAAACUGUAAGGUCCAAGCAAAGAUGCUGAUAAUUGACAAACAUGAUGUUGCUCCUGCAAUUUUGGAGCUCAUCAACAAGCUUAAGAUUACCACACUCGUCUUGGGAGCUAAAAACAGACAUGACUGGAAGAGCAAGACAGCAAUCACUUUGGAGAAACAAGCUGAUCCUUCAUGCAACAUUCUGUAUCUCCAUGAAGGGAGUCUCAUUUCAAGCAGGCAUCAGCGUGUUGAUGUCUGCACAGCCAGAAAAAAUGAGAUGUCUUCUUUGGGAGGCUGCCACUUUUCAGGCAGCAGCAACACCACCACCAGUAAAUCCUUUUCAUUCUUCAACUCUCGUAGCACAGCCAACACCUUUGAUGCAGAACAGUUGGAUGAUCCUUCUCUUGAAAUCAAUCCUACGCACAUAUUCAGCGACAACAGGUUCAACGCCAUAAUUGGUCUCAAGUCAAUUGGCACUUUCAAGGAACUAGUUAGCCGGCGAAUUUCUGCUGAGAGCUCAAGGGAUUUGUACCAGGAAUUUCAUUCCAAAUACUGUGACAUCUUGUCAAGGUGUGAUUUCGUUGAUGGCUUUGACUCUGUUCUUGGUUUAGACUGCCAAAAUUUGGGGAAAGCACACUGGAAGUACAUGAGGAGCUGGCCUGCAGUGUUGGAGUAUAUUGUCAGUAUUAUCAACACAUUUCACGUGCAACUCAAGCAGAAGCAUCUUUCAUGUGAUGGAUUUAUACAUGAAGAUCUUUUAGAAGCAGCAAGAGAACCUCUGACUCGUCUGUUUACUGUUGCUUCAGCUGUCUGUGCCCAUGAGAUCAGGAAGUCACCCGAGAAGCUCUUCUGCAUAUUGAACAUGUACACAUCACUCGCGGAUGCCACCCCCACUCUCAGGAAUGUGUUCCAUACGGAGUCUAUCGGUAGAGAUGCUGAGGGCCUUCUUUCUAAACUGAAGGACUCUGCAAGGGAAAUAGUUAAAGAGGCUAAAAUCUUGAUUCAAACUUAUAGCUCACAAAUAGCAGUGCAGGAUGGAGGAGGUAUCACAUCACUCACUGGGUAUCUCAUGAGGUAUCUCAGAUUGCUAGUAAAGCAUAGGAGCUCACUUGAUACCAUUCUAGGACAUGGUCACAGUGAUGAUUUAUUGACAGUUGAGGGAGUGAACUCAACAUGUUGUUUAGUAUUUGGGCUCAUUGCUGACUUGGAUACAGUGCUUGAGAAACAAUCCAAGUUAUUGUCUUCUAAAGAACUCCAGUGCUUGUUUUUGAUGAACAACACACAUUUCAUACUACAGGAAAUCAAGCAAUCAGAUGUACGGUUAAUUGUAGGAUCCAGGUGGAUUGGAAAACGCCGGUACUGUAUCAAGGAAUACAUGAAGGAUUACAUAUCUGCAGCAUGGGGUCCAGUUACAUUGAAUUUGUUGGCUACAAAAAGCAUAUCACCCAGUAAAAGACUUAGGACAAAUGUAUUAAAUUUCCUGUCAGCCGGUCCGACUCCCCUGCAGAAUUUUACUUGGUCAUUCAACGAAACUUGUAACACUCAGAUGUGCUGGAAGGUACCCUGUCCAGUUCUCCGCAAAGAGCUUCGUCUAAAAAUUAUGGAGUUUGUUACUCCAGUCUACCAUGCACACCUGGAAAGUUUGAAACAAUCUGGAAGGGGCACUGCUGCAGAUUUUAAGCUGGGGUUGAAGAGCAAAAUCAACGAAUUGUUUGAAGGAUGAAUAUUUCUUUCGGUGCAAAAGGAGAAAACAAAUGAAGAAAGCAGUGCAGUAGAGCCUUCAGAUGUUGUGUUAUUUUUUUGUCCUUGCAAUUUUUGUCCCUAUGAAUGAUGAACUUUGUGUACCGGCUUCAGCUUAACUAAAGAAUACUUAUGUAAAUACAUACUUCCUUCCCUUCAUA
Molecule: messenger RNA, 2653 nt
Organism: Panicum hallii
Lineage: Eukaryota; Viridiplantae; Streptophyta; Magnoliopsida; Poales; Poaceae
Exons: 6
Coding region: 496-2475 (659 amino acids)
Biological process (GO): exocytosis
Cellular component (GO): exocyst
Molecular function (GO): phosphatidylinositol-4,5-bisphosphate binding
Source: RefSeq, a predicted model, not a curated record